Molecule: messenger RNA, 2759 nt
Organism: Nematostella vectensis (starlet sea anemone)
Lineage: Eukaryota; Metazoa; Cnidaria; Anthozoa; Actiniaria; Edwardsiidae
Exons: 1
Coding region: 538-1395 (285 amino acids)
Source: RefSeq, a predicted model, not a curated record
UGGGCGCUUUAUUUUAUGAUCAUUCAUUCGAACGAUUGAUUUGAUUGAUCGAAGUGUGAGGACCAAAACAAUCCAAAAACGCCACCAAAUAUCAACCAAGACAAUCCACAUGGUAACGUCUCCGAACUGGCGUUGAAAACAAGUACUCUAAGAGAGUCAUGCAAGGGGGCCUACUUAUUUGAUUUGCAAUUUGAGAAACGAGCGAUUGUCUAUGAUAGACGAGUGACGUUUUGAAGUGCACCGGAUAACGAAAGAAAGAGGCUUGCAAAAUGACUAUUUUGACGCAGACCUUAGGGAUUCAGGGCUAACCAGGAGGGUCCUAGUAGGAAGACUGAUCGCUUGUUACUGUGUGCAUGAGUCAGGGGAUGUUCUGUCAGGUUUCGUGAUCCUGAAGGCAAAUUAUUGAAUACCGCAGCUGCGACGGAGAGUAUGGCGUGUAGCCGCCACUGACCUGAGGGCUACUCUCCAUGAAGGUUGUUUUUCAAUACUGGCGUAUUUCUACGUGAAAAUUCGCUUUUCUGAGUUCCAUACUCAGUCAUGGUCGACUCGAAGUUCUUGAUAAUAACAACGUUAUGUUAUGUCGGGAUAUUUGUGGUAGUUUUGGUCGUUUGUUGUUGUGCUUGGUCGAGAUAUAUGCGCAACGAAGGGAAAUUUUCGCCACGAAGCGCUAAACAACGAGCACGAAGACCAAAACGUGAACCCAAUAUCGAACCACCUCAAGACGCCAUUCCGCUACCGCCAAGACAAGAAUACAGAUAUAUCGGCGACUUCAUUGAGCUUGACUUUCAUUCGGAUGGUUUACGUUAUGAACCUGAGUUACGUUCGCACGGGAAAUUUAACCGACAACCAUACCCUGUUCAUAACCACCCGAACUAUAGUGUGCCCUUAGUUGGCUUCCCACCCAGGACCUAUUACCCCGCUAGCUUAGCUACAGGCACGUGUGACUACGACCCUCAUAUGGAACUAGGCAGUUAUAACACGUACGGUGAGACGAGUCUUGGGGGAUUAUCAGGUGAUGACGACUACAGUGACUUUCAAAGCUCGAGAUUCGAUACGGAUUCGCGACCAGAAGUUGUUACGAGCGAUGGAGUUGGAUGUGGUAGUCUAAGUGAUCAUAUGCGGGGUUCUAAUAACAUUAUAGAGAUUAAUGGGCUAGGUAGACCCGGCGAUUGCUUGCCAGUUCCCACCAAUACCAUUAAUCAUGACAGUGAUUACGAGGAUGAUGAUGAUGAUGAUGACCUCAGUGUCCAGAGCUCUAGUGACAUGCUUCCCCCACACUUGGAUGCAGAUUUCCGUGAGGCGUGUGACGGUGCAGGGACGUCUCCCCCGUGCUCUGUCCAGUCACUUAGCAGAAAUGUGUCGGAGCAAAGUUUAACAGAGGUCAAUCAGCAAUAAUGCCUCCAUAAGAACUAUUCCACAUGGGCAGACUGGGUUAUGGCUUACAUCAGGACUGCCAUAAUUGCCUAACCAAAUUGCCUUGCCAUCUGCUUUAAAUCUAGUUUCCUGAACAAAAAAUUAUAUAUUCAUUUAAAUGAUUCAAAGAAAGUAUGUAAGCAUAUUUACUUGUUUUUUUUGUAAAUGUGUCUAAUCUGCUAAGGUCAAUAUUUACUAACAAUGGAAAGGAAAAUAAGUUUAUAAAUCUAUCUUUUCCUUGCCACAGUGUCUGUGUUUCUGGCUUUGCUAGCAGCUGUUUCUUUUUUAAUUUUGCAAAGUUCUGCCUACUAUACCACACUUUAAGAAAUGGGCAUCAGAUAUAAAACACAAAAUAACAUUUCUGAUUCAAUGCUUUUUGUUUGCGGCAUUCAUCGUUUUUCAAAUAUCAAACUUUCCAAUGAAAAAAAUAUUACAGACUAGGGAAAAUAUUAAAAUGCAGUUUUUGUAAAUGUUAUAGUAUAUUUAUAAUGAACUUCAUGGAAUUGAUCUCAAAAUAAUGGGAAACUUUCUAAAAAUAUAUUCAGGUGCUUUGUUAGUUCCAAUAAGUAAAAUCUAUAAGCAUCUGAUUUUCCAAUAAAUCUGAUAAAAGGAAUAGUAUUGAUUGAAAAAUAUAUAUUUCAUGUACAAAGAAGGCAUAUAUAACUAUUGAUGACACUGUGGUUUGGGAGAAGUUGUCUAUUGGAAGUGUCUUUGAGGAUGUGACUGAUAAUUUAGAGCCAGUUACCUGUUAAAUAGUGCAGAUUCUAAUAGAUUCUUUUGUUUUUUAUUGGUUGAGGUUUGCAGAAGUAAUCUGGUGACAAUACCAUCUUAACUAGGCAUGAGGAUGAAUCUGCCAAUUUGCUGCAGCAUUUUGUUAGUGCACACAUCAGAUGUAUAGUGCUCCAUCCUUUCUGUGGCUUGCAUAUAUCUUCUCAAAAUGUGAGCUUCAAUUCCACAAAGGGGUUAUUUACCGAGCUUUGAAUAUCAACCUCAACAUUCAAGGACAUUUUCCUUAGGCAUGUAUGUUCUAUUUCCCCUUGUACAUAAUAGAGAAGUGUACAAGAAGAAACAAAACAACAUAAUUCUCAAAAUGCCUGCCCAAAUGGCUUGAAACCUCACCCAGACCACAUUUAAGACUCCACUGUCAGGUCAGAAUAUUUUUAAGAGUUUUACAAUUUUAUUUCACGGUAAAGUGAAUGGCUUAUUUCAAUCCCACAUGUUUACUGUAAACCACGACACACAAAAUGUAAUGUGAACCUUAUAAGUAAUUCAUACACACAGUGGGCUUGGGGAGUGCUAUGUAUAUAUGCGAUAAGAGUAGGAUAAUAAAACGGAUGAUCUACGAA